UGAUUUUGCAUUUCCAGGGAGGAGAACUGUUUUGUUUACUAACAGUUCUCCUCCCUGUCAGCUCAGGCACACUGCUUUGGAUGGCACAGCCAUGCAAAGCAGUGUGCUUACAGUGAAGCACAUGGACACAGCCCCCUAGUAAAACACUCUCAGCACACAAUUAACCCUUUGAUCGCCCCACAUGUUAACCCCUUCUUGCCCAGUCCCAUUAGUACAGUGUCAGUGCUUUUUUUUUAGCACUGAUCACUGUUUUGGUGUCACUGGGGAUGUCAGUGACACCAAGUCAUUUCCCCCCAGUGUCAGAAUACCCGCCACAGUCCCACUGUAAGUUGCUGAUCACCGCCAUUACUAGUAAAAA
Staurois parvus is the source of this 358-nucleotide messenger RNA. NCBI's taxonomy places the organism in Eukaryota, Metazoa, Chordata, Amphibia, Anura, Ranidae. The record is from the annotation of a GenBank genome assembly.